Messenger RNA from Leptopilina heterotoma, 1158 nucleotides. RefSeq names its product phosphatidylglycerophosphatase and protein-tyrosine phosphatase 1 (gene PTPMT1). The coding region runs from base 292 to 942 and encodes 216 amino acids. Lineage: Eukaryota; Metazoa; Arthropoda; Insecta; Hymenoptera; Figitidae. The record is from RefSeq and is a predicted model, not a curated record. Gene Ontology annotation, biological process: protein dephosphorylation. The transcript has 4 exons. Gene Ontology annotation, molecular function: phosphatidylinositol-4,5-bisphosphate 5-phosphatase activity; protein tyrosine/serine/threonine phosphatase activity; phosphatidylglycerophosphatase activity.
AGUGUAACAACAACAACACACUACAUUUUUUUCUUUCAGAGAAAAUACUUAUGACUUUUAAAAUAGAAAUUGUCUAUGAGAUUUGACGUGACCUUAACUUUUGACUUGAUCUUUGGACAAAGACUCAUGAAAUUUAUUCUUUGUAACUGAAAAUAAAAUUUAAGAAUAGGAAACACCGUUAUUUAAAAAAAUUCCGGAAAUUCGUAUAUUUCGUCAUACAUAUUUGAGCUGCCUGAAAAAAGCACGAAAAGAAACGUGUUGUUGUGCUCAAGUGUAGUUCCUAUUGAAUGAAUGAUUCCUGCAAGAAUAUUUUCUUUAAUUAAUCUAAUUAAAAGUGAUUUAAAAAUGUUUGCAAGAGUGACAUUUUAUCCUUCGCUAUUUUAUAAUGUUGUAAUGGAAAAAGUAUCAGCGAGAAGAUGGUUUGAUAGAAUUGAUGAUACCGUUAUCCUGGGUGCUUUACCUUUUCGAGGAAUGACAAAACAGUUAAUAGCUGAAGAAAAUGUUAAGGCUGUAAUUUCCAUGAACGAAGAUUAUGAAUUGACACUUUUUUCAAAUAAUGGAGAGGAAUGGAAGAAGCAUGGCGUAAAUUUUUUACAACUUCCAACAGUAGAUAUUUUCGAAACUCCCUGUCAAGAAAUGUUGCAAAGAGGAGUCGAGUUUAUUAAUAAAUUUCAAAAAAAUCAAAUCAAUGAAAAUUGUGAUCCAUUAAAACCAAAGGCAACCGUUUAUAUUCAUUGUAAAGCAGGAAGAACUCGAAGUGCAACAUUAGUUGGCUGUUAUCUUAUGAAGAAACACGCCUGGACGCCGGAAACUGCAAUAGAUCAUAUAAGAAGUAAAAGAGAACAUAUUUUAAUUCACACAGCUCAAUGGAGAGCGUUAAAAACAUUUUAUAAAGAGAACAUAGCAAAAAAUCUAGAGAAAAAUACUAGUGAAAAUAGUUAAUGAAAAAUAUUAUAAAUAUUUUUUUAAAUUUAUUAAUUAUAGCAAUUUAUUUUUCUUUCUGGAGAUAUAUUCAGCGUUUAGGGAAAUUGGAAAAUUAAUUUUACGGAAUUUUUUAAUGAAAAAAAAAAUAUGACUCGCUGGACAUUCGGAGGUACCUCAAAUUAAGGGAAAUAUUGUUAACAUUUUAAAAUGGAAAAUAAAUUGAAUAUUUUACUA